Molecule: messenger RNA, 3075 nt
Organism: Solea solea (common sole)
Lineage: Eukaryota; Metazoa; Chordata; Actinopteri; Pleuronectiformes; Soleidae
Gene: kcnk15
Product: potassium channel, subfamily K, member 15
Exons: 2
Coding region: 346-1644 (432 amino acids)
Biological process (GO): stabilization of membrane potential; potassium ion transmembrane transport
Cellular component (GO): membrane
Molecular function (GO): potassium ion leak channel activity
Source: RefSeq, a predicted model, not a curated record
ACAUUUCUCUUUUUUACAUUGGCGACUGCUUCGCGCAUGCGAGGAGGCAUCGGACAAACUGAGGCCACUUCAUUUAACAGAUGACCGCGUCGAGAGCAUCUGUCGCUCUCCCUGCGCGCCGCACAACAACAAAUAUGUGCGUUUUCACAUUUACAACACUUUACAAGCCGAUGAGAUAGAUUUCCACGCAGGAGGUGUCGUUCUCCCGCACUCCACUCUCCUGCAUGUCAAGCAACAGGCUGCAGCAAUAGGAUGUGGAGUCGGUGCGCCGCUGAAGAACAUUACCACCUGUAACUGUGCCAGUAAUAACCUGCUUCAUCCGCGACUUUCGUGCCGACGCCGACGAUGAAGAAGCAAAACGUCCGGACGCUGUCGCUCAUCCUCUGCAUGUUCUCCUACCUGCUGGUCGGCGCCGCGGUGUUUGACGCGCUGGAGUCAGAGACGGAGAGCUCCCGCAGGCGCGUCCUGGAGCAGAAGCGCAACGAGAUGAAGAAGAAGUACCGCUUCUCCGAGGACGACUACCGCGAAAUCGAGCGAGUGGUGCUGCAAGCGGAGCCCCAUCGCGCCGGGAGACAGUGGAAAUUCGCUGGCUCUUUUUACUUUGCCAUAACAGUCAUCACGACCAUUGGUUAUGGACACGCAGCACCAGGCACAGAUGCAGGAAAGGUCUUCUGCAUGUUCUAUGCAGUGCUGGGCAUCCCCCUCACUUUGGUCAUGUUCCAGAGCCUGGGAGAAAGGAUGAACACAUUCGUCCGCUACCUUCUCCAUAAGACCAAGCAGUGCAUAGGCUUUCGAUGCACUGAAGUGUCCAUGGAGAACAUGGUCCUGGUGGGCUUCCUGUCCUGCAUUGGAACGCUGUGCGUGGGAGCUGCAGCUUUCGCCCACUUCGAGGGAUGGAGCUUCUUCCACGCUUACUACUACUGCUUCAUCACGCUCACCACCAUAGGCUUUGGGGACUUUGUGGCUCUGCAGAAAAAGGAGGACCUCCAGGAGAAGACACCCUACGUGGUGUUCAGUUUCAUGUACAUCCUGGUGGGGCUCACCGUUAUUGGGGCCUUCCUUAAUUUGGUGGUGCUUCGCUUCCUCACUAUGAACACUGAAGAUGAGAGGAGGGACGCUCAAGAGAGGGCGUCGCUGAAGAGGGACAGGGGCCUUUUGGAGGAGGCGGCGACUCUUCAUGUUGUGGGUGACCAAAGCAGAGGUGGCCACAGGCAGAGAAACCGGGGCAACGUGAUGCACAGUCGCAGCCACAGCACACUCUUCCUCCCAAUGGAGGAGGGCACCAGCCGCACAAAUCUAAUUGCUUCCCCAGCGGAAGAUCAGGAGCAAAGAAGAAGAAGAAGCCCCUGCAGACACAGGCUGCAUUUUCAGAUCAAGGCGGGACGGGGCAGGACGGAGUCAAGCCUCAGCUCCCUCUGCUCCUGCGUCUGCUACCGCUUAGGGAUUUGUGACAGUCCUCUCAUGUCCCACAGUGAACACCACAGCUGUCAUAUCAAUUCUGUUUACUACAACUCAGUCUCUUAUAGCAUCCAGGGCUGCUCGCCGGGUUCCAGGAACAACACUGGACUCUCUUCCCCAGGAAGCAUGCUCUCUCCGGGGCACAGCUUCCGGGAGUUUCCUCGUUUGAGGAGAAAGUCAGUGUAGAGAGCAGGAUAUGAUGGAGACGGGAUGGGAAGGGUUUGCACUGACUGUGAACCACAUUCGACGGUAAACGGGAAAAAAGUCCCUUAGAUUUAAACCAUUGUCAAACAAGUUCACACAAUUGAUUGAUUGAGCUGAUUCAUUAAGACUCUCUCUGUGUUUCCCAGUAUUGCGGUGUUUAGAUCUCAUUCCCACACUGUACACUGAAGUAUGACUGAAAACACACACACGAAACAUCUCAGAAGUGAAUUCUACUGCUCAAGAAACCCAAGUCAUUCAGCUCUUUUGACCCCUGCACUGCCGCUGUAUACACACAAACUCUCCGCCAGGUCUGAUAGUUUUGCUUGACAGAGCCUGUUUUCAGAUGAAGGAUGCAGCAUUCCAAUAACGUUAACAUCGUUUGUGUUCACAAGACCAAAAAAGAGGCAGAAUAAUAGCAUCAAAAGUAACGCACCGCAGCUUUAAACAGCACUGUAUUUUGCGUUUCUUCACAACAAGACAACAACUCUGUUAAUGGGAUAAGUUGUGGUCGUUAUAUUUAUUUGUAAAGCAAAGUUGAGAUAGAGCUUUUCUUUACCAUGUCAUUUUUUAUGUUAGGUGAUUCUGUUUUUUUUUUCCUUGCAUGUUAGCCAAAGUGCAGUGCAUGUUAAAAAUGAAUGCAUAGCACAUAAUGUGAAUGCAUGAGUGCUAUGUCAAGGAUAUACGAAGUUGGGCUUUUAAUCUGCAAGUAUUUUUGUGCUUAAUAAUCUGUUCCGUGAAGGCAUGUGAAUGAUCUCCGCUCCUGCCGUAGUUCUCUAAUGCCACAGCUAAAAGAUGUCAUUAUACUUUUGUAUGAAAAGCCUUAAAGAACUUUGAAAAAGCCACAGAAGAUGUGGCUUAUUAGCUCAGUGAAUUUAAUAAAUCCUUUUAUUACUUAUCAUUGGGGGACAGAGGGACUUCACGGUGCAUCGCUCAGCACUUGUGCGCUAUAAAGAGAUUAUGCUUGUUUCACGACUGAUUAAAGUUUAAUGGAUGUAGCACACAACUGAUAUGUAGCAGGUUACGACUGUACUUCCACACUCCUGGAAAAAAAGUUGUCAUUUUCCAGACGGGGGGAGGUGUUGUGUCCUCACAGACCUGGUUUGUUGUCAGAUUAGAUGUUCUAUGAAACCAAAGGGAAAGGACCAUUUAAUGAAAUCAAGCCACAUUCGAAUGAGGUUGUUAAGUGUUUCUGUUCCGUCGUCUUCCUUUAUUUCUAUUUUAAUCCACCACAACUCCUUUAUUUCUGAUUUUGAAUAAACUCCAGGGCUUUGACUCUAACUUCCUUCCUUUUUAUGCUGAACGUAUCACUGCGUGGUACAGAGGAAACUGGGUGGGAUGGGAAUGGGACAAAUAACACGACAUGUACUCAAACAGGAAUUAUGGUGAAUGUCUGUCUAAUAAUGAUGCAUAAUA